Molecule: messenger RNA, 6888 nt
Organism: Pygocentrus nattereri (red-bellied piranha)
Lineage: Eukaryota; Metazoa; Chordata; Actinopteri; Characiformes; Serrasalmidae
Gene: clockb
Product: clock circadian regulator b
Exons: 22
Coding region: 510-2984 (824 amino acids)
Biological process (GO): circadian regulation of gene expression; regulation of transcription by RNA polymerase II
Cellular component (GO): cytoplasm; CLOCK-BMAL transcription complex; nucleus
Molecular function (GO): DNA-binding transcription factor activity, RNA polymerase II-specific; protein dimerization activity; E-box binding
Source: RefSeq, a predicted model, not a curated record
AGAGCCGUAAUGCGCAUGACAGCUGCAACUCCUAACGCCAAGUAACAGCGUACGAACUAGGUUAGCCCCCGUGUUUUAUUGUUUUCCUCCAGCUCUGCAUUUCUGCGCUCUUUUCGUGAGCAGAAACGGGGCUGUGGUGCGCCGGUGAGUCGCGGCGAAGGAGGACGAGGUCAAAACGGGGACGUUUGAAUAGGACCCUGAACAAGAAAGAGACAACAGUCCGGCUUCAGCGGGAGCUUCCGUAGCGAGUAGGCCCGGUGACCCACAUUCAGCGUGUAGAUAGAGAGGGAGCCGCGACCGUGUGAGCCUGCUCUCCUGGGCUUGAGAGAAGGGCUGUGUGGCACAUAGCCCUGGGUGGUCAGUAUACAACCUUUAGGCACUGACCUCGGCAGAGCUGAUGUUACAAAUAUCUGGAAACAGCAUCAAGGAUCUCUACCACCAUUGCUUCAAAUGUCUUCCGAGUGCUUCAAGUGUUUUUUCCUCAGACUAACCCAUGAAACAACAUCACCAUGAGCUCUAUAGACAGGGACGAUGGCAGUAUUUUUGAUGGGUUGAUGGAGGAGGAUGAGAGAGAUAAGGCCAAACGAGUUUCUAGGAAUAAAUCAGAGAAAAGGAGGAGAGACCAAUUCAAUGUCCUCAUCAAGGAAUUGGGCACCAUGUUGCCAGGCAACACACGCAAGAUGGACAAGUCCACUAUCUUACAGAAGAGCAUUGACUACCUGCGGAAGCACAAAGAAAUCGCAACACAGUCAGAUUCUAGUGAGAUCAGACAGGACUGGAAACCCCUGUUUCUUAGCAACGAGGAGUUCACACAGCUCAUGCUGGAGGCAUUGGAUGGGUUUUUCCUUGCUAUCCUGACAGAUGGGAACAUCAUCUAUGUCUCUGAAAGUGUUACGUCCUUACUAGGGCACCUGCCUUCGGAUCUGGUGGAUCAGAACCUGUUGAAUUUCCUUCCUGUCGGGGAGCAUACGGACAUAUACAAAGCUCUGUCUUCACACCCAGAAGGUGAAAACCUCAGCCCAGAAUACUUUAAGUCUAAGAGCCAGUUGGAGUUUUGCUGUCAUGUGCUCAGAGGUUCUAUGGACCCCAAAGACCCGCCCGUGUAUGAAUAUGUCAAAGUUAUUGGCAACUUCAAGGCCCUCAGUAAUAUGCCUCGUCAUACUCGAAAUGGCCUAGAAGGAGUACUCCAGAGGUCUUUAUGCCCAGCCUUUGAUGACCAAGUGUGUUUCGUGGCCACUGUGCGUCUAGCAAAGCCACAGUUUAUCAAAGAGAUGUGUACAGUGGAGGAGCCCAAUGAAGAGUUUACUUCUCGACACAGUCUAGAGUGGAAAUUUCUCCUAUUAGAUCACAGAGCUCCACCUAUCAUUGGCUAUCUCCCCUUUGAGGUGCUGGGGACAUCUGGGUAUGACUACUAUCAUGUAGACGAUCUGGAGUCACUGGCUAAAUGCCAUGAGCAUUUGAUGCAGUUUGGGAAGGGGAAGUCUUGUUAUUAUCGGUUCCUCACUAAAGGGCAGCAGUGGAUCUGGCUCCAGACUCACUACUACAUCACCUACCAUCAGUGGAACUCACGGCCUGAGUUCAUCGUCUGCACGCACACCGUGGUCAGUUACGCUGAGGUGCGGGCAGAGCAGAGGAGAGAGAUGGGAAUUGAAGAGUCUCCUCCUGAGCUUAUAGCAGACAAGCAGUCUCAGGAUUCAGGUUCUGAGUCACAGUUGAAUACCUCCAGCCUGAAGGAAGCACUAGAGCGCUUUGAUCACAACCGAACACCAUCCACCUCCUCACGCAGCUCUCGCAAGUCUUCACACACAGCCGUGUCUGACAGCACAUGUACCUCUACUCCCUCUAAGCUGCAGAUGGAUGUGAGCACUCCUCCUCGGCCUGCCACCGUUGAUAUGGCCUCACAGCGACGCUCUUCAGUCAGUGGCCAGACUGUUAGUUCUCAGAAUAGCACCCAAAAUUCAUCUCCUGCUCAAGUCAACCAGCAACAGCAGCAGCAACAACAACAGCAGCAACAGCUUCAACCCCCUGCACAGUAUUCUGCACCGUUGAGCGCCAUGCAGCACUUGAAGGAGCAGCUGGAGCAGAGGACGCGGAUGAUCGAAGCCAAUAUUAAGAAGCAGCAGGAAGAACUGAGGCAAAUACAUGAGCAGCUACAAAGGGUUCAGGGCCAAGGACUUCAGAUGUUCCUGCAGCAGUCAGGGGGUGGGGUUAAUGUUCAGCUGCCUCAGGUCGGAGGAGCUUCGGUGCUAGGUUCAGGAUCUCAAGCUGGUGUUGUAGCUAUUCAAGGCCAGAAUGUCACAAGCACCGCCCACAAUGGAACUCAGCACCUUCUACAGCAGCAGGCACCACCAUCUCAGCAACAGUACACACAAGGCUCUACUCUUACACAGAGGGGUCCGGUGUAUAACACAAUGAUGAUCAGUCAGCCUGGCAAUGCUAAUGUGGUGCAGAUACCCAGCACUCUGGCACAGAAUGUCAAUCAAGGAACUGCAGUUAACAGGUUUCCCGCAGGGCAGCAGUUGGUCACAAAGUUAGUGACGGCUCCAAUGGCCUGCGGUGCCGUAAUGGUCCCCACAACAAUGUUUAUGGGCCAGGUAGUGACGGCAUACAGCCCGUUUGCCCAGCAGCAGGGCCAGACGCAGGCCAUAGCCUUGCAGACGCAGGCAGCCACGCAGUCCGACUCUCAAACGCAAGCAUCUGCAAUUCAGACAGGGCAGCAGCAGGGGGCGACACAGCCACAGCAACAGCAGCAGUUUCUCCAGGGCACUCGCAUUCUCCAUGGCAACCAGCCUACACAAUUGAUUCUACAAGCUUUUCCUAUUCAGCAGCAGAGUGCGUUUGGCACAGCGCAGCAACAACAGCGUCAACAACAGCAACAGCAACAACAAAGACUGCAACAGCAACAACUGAAGCCUCAGACUCAAAAGCGGCAGAAAGCCCCCGCAUCUCACCGGACUGACAACACCAGUGGUCAAUCACAGUGAUGCGGACAAACAAAGAGCCCUACGGUGCUGUUUUUGUCAACAGUAUUAACAUGAAGGUCAUCGGCUAGCUCUUCCGCCUCUGCCAGCAAAGCUCUUCCUUGGUGACGGCUGCGGUCGGGUGACAGAAGCCUCUCGGAGAAGGAACUCCUCGCUUCAGUGCCAGCGUGGAACAUGACACCACCAGGUGUUUGCUAUAGCAGCGGUUCAGGAUUCCAGACGUUUCACCGCAAUAACAGGUGGAGAACAGCACCCUUACAACCAAGUUUUUCCAUCUUUUUUUUUUUUAUCCCAGUAAUUUAUUUAAGCAUCAAUGUUCAGGAGUAUAGUCCUCGCGUGACCUUGCAUAAAAGGAAAGCUCUCAGAAUCUUUUCUGGGAACUCCAAAUCUUUACUACCUGUACAGAUCCGUGUACCAUACCGUGUAAAUAAAUCCAACCAUAAAGGAGCAAAAUACAAAGGUGAUUAUUUUAUACUCUGCAUGAGAAUUAUAAGCUUUUACUUGUAGUUCUUUUAAUUUAGGUCUAUUUUAGGUUUAGGACAGGAAAGAUUCCGAGUUUUAUUCUAGCAUUUUGUAUCUUUCCCAACAUCCUAAGAUACUCAGCUGAUCUUGGCUUCCAAACGGAUCUCCGUUAGGUUCUUACCAGAAUGGCUUGCAUAUUUUAUUAUAUCGUAAUCCUCGUUUCGAAACUUACCGAAGAGGAUGGUGUUACCUCUACUCUGUAGACCAGUGUAGUUGUCGAUCUUCUAAGUGCCAACAAUCAAAAUUUAUUUUAUAUAUAUUUUGUUUCCUCCAAGGGGAAUUCAAUGAUGUUUCUCCAGGUUAUGUAUAAGAUAUUGUUUUAAAAAUAUGUCUUCCCCUCCCCCUUUAUGUUCUAUAGCACUUAUUGUGUUCACACACACUAAAAUGGCCCUUGUGAUUGUGAUAUUUGUGUUUUAUGAUGGACUGAGCGAGUGAGUGUGUGUCUUGUGUAUGUGUGAGGAAUAGGGAUGUAUGUAUGUGUAUGUGUGCACAUGUCAAAUGCUUAGACAAUAUGCAGCUAUUUUUAUUUCUAAGAUUAGAAAAAGUAGAUAUGAACAAGAGUUUAACUGUAGAGGCCCUAGAGACCCUGUUAAACAUAAGAAACUCAAAACGUCUCCUAUAUUCCACGCCGUGUUGUGGAAAUUAUGCAACAAGCCAUAACCAAUUCAAAGUGUGUCUGUACUUGUGAAAGAAUGAGAAAUUAGCAGCGCUCCAAAAGCUAGGCUGCAGCUGAGAAACGUGGGUCCUCAAUAAGACUGUAUUAUAAAUGAUGCGCUUGAAUGACAGAACAGUCCACAGGCCACUUUGUCAUGUCAGUUUUGAUGAUGGGAAUACUGUCGUGAUUGAUGGUUCGAAACCGGCCUUUUUUUUAACGUGUAGUAAACUUUCACCAUUGUAAUUCCUUAUCCAGUGUGGCAAAUGUAGUUAGUCCUUACAAACACAGGCUGAUUGUUGGUAAUUUGUCAUUGAGCAUUUCAUAAAGUGGACACUAGUUUUGGGCGAUAUACCAGUUAAAGUUCUUCCAAAGGCAUUAGUUUUGUUAUAGCCUUUAUUCUGAUAUGACACACAAUUGGCAUUUGCGCAACCCACAAAUCAAGCAAAACAUUAUGAGGUUAGUCCGUUUAGCUGAAUGGUGUCAGGGAUAUUUCAGUCACGUUUCCAAAAAAAAAAAAAAAGAUCUAUUUAAAAUCCAAGUCUUGGAUGAAAGGGACACACAUAUACAAAUAUGUGACAAAUAACUUGAGAAAUUCAGAUGUCUAGAGAAACUUGUAAACACCACUGGCUAAUCUGUCAAAAACUUUCUAUUAGUUUUGUUUGACUUUACUUCAGUUGUUAAAUCUAGUUUUUAUUCAAAGUAAAGGGACAUUGCUGAAUAAGCCACUGUUAACCUAAAAAAUGUGUUUUCUUAACAUGUAAAUAAAUAAAUACACUAUAAAUACACUGUACAACAAAACUUGUACAGUGCUGCAUUUUUGGCCAUAACACCAAAUUCGAGCUGACACAUAAACCAAACUAAACUAGUUUAAUGUACUUUUAAUGUACAUUACAAGCUUUCAUUAUUAAAUGAACAGGUUAUUCUGAAACAGGAACGUGGUUUCAUCUGCUGGUGAUCGCAGAUCUGAAUGUUGACCGUCUGGACUGCAGCCUUGCUUUUGGAACACAGCUUUUGGCUUCAGAAGUUGUACAUAUGAUUACUCAUGCAAACAUGCAAGUUUGGGCACUGCUAGUCACUUUUUUUGUGUGUGUGUUUUUUUUUUUUUUUUUUUUUUUCCCCCAGGGAACAGUUCUGCACAUUUGAAUGCACAGUUACUGUUUAUUUGCAGAAUUUUCAUAAAAUGUAACCAACGCAGAAGUCUGGGCAGUUUUGUUCUGUUUUCUGUAGGGGUAUGUGAAGAAAAAGUAUAUAACCAUAUUUUUUGACAGUUAUUCAACAUUAUACUACACUGCACUAAAUCCUGUUAAAUAGGUCUUUUUAUGCUCUCUUUGUAACGAAACAUGUAGUCAGUUGCCGAUAUCCAUGAUUUGCUCAGAAAUGCACACAAUAACACUAAUAUAUUGUAAUAACCCACCUCUUUUAUUUUUUCUAGUAUGUUAAGCUCAGCAAAUACACAGAAAUUGUGCACUAAAAUCUGCAGAAAAAAAGUUCUCUGUAGAACAUUUAAAUUAGAGCCAGGGAUAUUCAAAUUUCUGCAUAUGACUUCAAAUCGAUUGCUAAUUGACCUAGUAAGUAUGCGUGGUUUUGUUAUUUGUGUGAGUGUAGCUGCCUCACUGCAUGGCUGGGUACGGUUUGUCCUCACCGAGCGUGUGCUGCGUAUUAAACGUUCCUAACUCUUCCCUCAGCGCUGUAGGGACUGGACGUCAAACCAGGCGAUAACCAAUCAGUUCUUGCGUUGCAGUAACAUUCUGAACAUUGUAGAAUGCUCCCCACUGGCUUGGUAGCUGUAUACCUCAGAAACCCAUAUUAUUGAAAGCGUUUUCUAUAAGAAAAUCCAAAGCAACUUUAUUUUCAUAUGGUAAAAGGACUUUAGUGCAAAGCUGUGUAUAGACCGUCAGCACUGUCAUGUGAAAAUGUAUGCAUUUUUAGUCAUUAUAGACAGAUUGUUGAAGAGCAGAACAUGUAGAUGUAUGGACUUCCAAAUAAAAAUGUGCAGCUUCUUCUCCCCAACGGAACUCAUUUACGUUACGUUUUGUAGUAUUUGUUUACAUAUGGCCGGGCACCCAAAACCUGCUGAGAGAUAUAUAGGCCUGCGAAGUGUGAACAGUUGUCAGUUUUAUUUUUGAUAGUAUCAUGCAAGUCUUAACCAAACAGCAAACAUUAUCUGGCGAUUAGAUCGGGGCCUCGGGUACUGUAUUUGUCAUUUUUCUUUGUCUAGCCACCAAAGAUGUUUUGUGGACACAAUUUAAGACAUUGAUAUACAUGUUUAUGCACGUGGCGCUGCAUCUGUUCAGUGUCUAUGGACUGGGCCCAAAAACUGUUUUGUAACCAUGUAAACAGACACCAAAUCCGCCGUUCUAGGUUUGUUGUUUUGCAUUUUACAUUGUCUACCCCUCUUGUGCAGCCAGUGAACUGUGAAGCACUCUUAUCAAGCAUUUUCACACAAUGAACUGAUCAAAGUUCAUGAAUGAAUGUCCCCAAAACAGCUCAUGCAAUUCAGCCCCCUUGUUUGCAUUACAUGGUGGAUAUCUGUCCAGUGAUGGAUUCAGCCCCUGUAAUGCGAAGGGUAAAAUCAGUUAAACUGAAUUAUUCGCUGUGGAUUUCCACGUCUCCGUCAGUGUUCUUACAAAUGGUUUUGUAAGUGUAGUAUUGUCACUUUGCCAAUAACUGAUCCUCGCCUGUUCAUGGUAAUAUUUGAUCUUGAAAUAAAAGAGACAAUAUAUGACUUUA